AUGCCUAAGCUCGCUGCUGCCCGUUAUGGAAAGGACAACAUCCGUGUGUGCAAGGUGGAAAGGGACGAAGCGACGAAAACUCACAUCGUGGUCGAAAUGACUGUCUGUGUACUCCUAGAAGGCGAGAUUGAGACAUCCUAUACCGAAGCAGACAAUAGCGUUGUAGUCGCUACAGACACCAUGAAGAACACCACCUACAUCGUGGCCAAGCAGAACCCAGUCACGCCACCAGAGCUCUUCGCCUCUAUCCUUGGAACACACUUCAUCGAAACCUACAAGCACAUCCAUACUGCCCAUAUCAAAGUCACCAUCCAUAAGUGGACAAGAAUGAUAAUUGAUGGCAAGCCACAUCCCCAUUCCUUCUUCCGCGACGGUGACGAGACGAGAAUAGUCGAGGCGGACGUCAUCGAAGGAAAGGGCAUUGAGAUUCGAUCCGCAAUCUCGGGCUUGUUAGUGUUGAAGAGUACCGGAUCCCAGUUCCACAGCUUCGUGCGCAAUGAUUUCACCACCUUGCCUGACGUGUAUGAUCGGAUCCUCAGCACGUCGGUCGAUGCUGGUUGGACAUGGAAGACGCUGUCGAGCGUGGACGAGGUCGAGACAGAGGUCGAGAAAUUUGAUGAAACGUGGACCAAGGCCCGCGAUAUCACUAUAAAGACGUUCGCGGAAGACUCAAGCGCUAGUGUGCAGAACACCAUGUACAAGAUGGGCGAGCAAAUCCUAGCGGCUGCUUCAUCUGUUGAGGCUGUGGAUUAUUCCCUCCCCAACAAACACUACUUCGAGAUCGAUUUGAGCUGGCAUCAUGGUCUGAAGAACACAGGUGAGGAUGCAGAGGUGUAUGCGCCACAAUCAAAUCCCAAUGGUUUGAUCAAGUGUACGGUAACAAGGUAA
Molecule: messenger RNA, 888 nt
Organism: Endocarpon pusillum Z07020
Lineage: Eukaryota; Fungi; Ascomycota; Eurotiomycetes; Verrucariales; Verrucariaceae
Product: Uricase
Exons: 2
Coding region: 1-888 (295 amino acids)
Biological process (GO): urate catabolic process; purine nucleobase catabolic process
Cellular component (GO): peroxisome
Molecular function (GO): urate oxidase activity
Source: RefSeq, a predicted model, not a curated record